This is a messenger RNA of Echinostoma caproni, 3684 nucleotides long. The record is from the annotation of a GenBank genome assembly. Lineage: Eukaryota; Metazoa; Platyhelminthes; Trematoda; Plagiorchiida; Echinostomatidae.
AUGCCCGACUUGGUUUGUCGAAUGAUCGAAUCCAAAGUGUUGCUACGAUUGGACAUUUGUGGAUUCUUUCUCUAUUGGUAUUCUUUGCUGAAUGAGGUUCGGCUCAUUGAUUUAGCUCAUCUUGAGGAUGUGGAGUUGCUUGAUCCGGCGAACUGGUCAUACACGGAUUUUUUCACGGAACGGGACUCGAACUCAGCUGAAUGCGAUCAGACCACGCGGUUGCGACCGAAUCUCCAAUGUUUACGACUUCAGAUACCGCGGUUAUGUGCAAGUCAGUUUAUCACUGACUGUCCUCUCGACGGUCACGAUUUCGUCAAUCUGAUCGUUUCUUUCGAGGACAAGAAUGCAACACCGGAGAUAUGGCAAGAAACCCUCAUCAAUAUAGCUUUUCGGCAUCGUCACGUGAUCGAAAAUCUAGCUACGUUGGACGUGUUUGGACGUGUUAAAGAAGCAGUGAGUUUCAAACACUUUUUACAAGGAAUAAUUGUGUGGAUAUAUCUGAUAUUGCACUAUGGUGCAAUUGGUGUGGAUUCUCGCUCAGAUCAGAAUCCGGCCGGGGAUUCAAGUCACCGAGUGUCCGGCUGUUGCAUUGCGGCUGCAUUUGGUGAUGAGGAGAUAACCAGUCAGAUACCGUCCAUUCCGUUGAAAGAUUUCACAUUCGAUCUAUUCUUUGAUUUGUUUCUCCAAAUAUGGCCAAGGGAAGAGAUCGCGGACAUGUUUGCCACUUAUUCCGAUGGAUUCGGACUAAUGGACCACAACGGGCUGAAUGAGUUUCUCAAUAGGAGUGUAUCAAAAUCGAUCAGAAUCAGUCACGAUCGAGAAUUGUGCGCAUCCACAAGUCGUUUGGAUUGCCCCCGAAAAAUAAAACAUAUCAAUUUGAUGCAGUGGGAAGCAAGACACUUUUAUCGCAGUCAGAGCAAAGUGAAUUCGACGGGACCAGAACAAACCGGUGCGUCGUGCCACAGCACCGCACAUCGAUCACGAAGUGAGCAUCGUACCGGAGCUCGGUCCGGACGCAGCGGAACUGCUAGUAGCCACCACGGAUUGAUUGAUCGGGGCAGAGCAUCACGUGACCAGUCCGUUGGAACACAAGCUGGGCAUAGCGCAUUCCAACUAAGUGUGGAUGAAUUUCGACGAUUAGUUGAACGAUACGAAUGGAACCGGUCAUCCAGAGACCAAAAUCGAUUUUCCGUUCAAGGAUUCUACCGGUUCAUGCUAUCUCAUCAGUAUCAACUAUUGAUGCGCUAUCGCACCGUCCGUGAUCCGCGUUCCACGGUGGAACAAGACGACUGGUCAAACAGGCAUCUGCUCGAACCGAUCACACAUUAUCACAUCCAAUCGGCCCGUCUGAUUACAGUUCGAAAUUUGAAUCGUGAGUGCGAUGCAAAUUUGACCGAACAGAUAAAUUUGAUUCGACGCCGAAAUAUGUUAACCGUGACGAGAGCGAUCAGACAACUCUUACUGUUGGGAACACGGUCUCAAGAACAGAAUCUAUUGGCCAGCUUAUUGCUUGAUCACCUUGGCGAUUGGUUACUCACUCCACCUAUACCGAAGUUUGUGGCUCAAGCAAACUCACCGUAUGUGGAAAAAAGUAAAUACUACUCACAAGCGCAUCAUCACCGUUCGUCAUUUACUCGAAGACUGCACAAAACCGAGGCCGUCGGGGCUACCCAAAAUCACAUUGAACCGAUCGGUGCUAACAAACAGCAUUCGGGUUUCGAACCAGUGGACGAAUUCGAGGUCAUUCUCAGCUUGUCCAGUUUGACGUUUGCACGCACUGUGCAACUUCAGCAUCGGGCACGUAAACAGCGUCUGUUGAAAAGACUGUUACACGAGGCUUACGGGAGUCGGACACAGCGUCGUGUGAAAAAACGAGCUACAGAUGGGGACGGAAAGCAAACGGUUGGAGGAACGGGAUUACUGAAUAAAAACGCCGCAUUAGUUGGUUCGUCUGCAAAUGGCAAACUCGUGGGCGGCACAGUCGGACGUGGAAGUAUUCGAUUGCGUGGUAUUCGUGGAUGGUUUGGAAAACGACGCGUAUCCCCUGUAAAUUCCACUGGGGAGACAAACAUCUCGAAUCGAACCAGUCUAUUGUCCAACGAAUUGAGCCCCGCUCCUCGUAGGCCUUCUUUGAUUGCUGUUCCAUUUCUAACUCGGUCACCCCUGGCAGAAAAAGCUCAUCGGGUGGCCGCCGAAGCGAAUACGAACACCGGACAAACCAGAAAUCCAUUCGCAUCUUUAUAUCGUCGUUUCAGUGUACGUUCUAGUGAUAUUCCUUCACCGAAAACACCCUCUUCAAAGACCAGCGAAGUCCAGGAACCAGUGACGGAUACGAGCUGGAAACCGACGUUUGAGUUUCGUCAAUCGCAAUCCUCCAUUCAGACCGGAGUACAGCUUCAACGAUCCUUAUCAAUGUCCUCCUCGUCCUCGUCGCCAUCCUAUUCCACCUCAAGCCAAGCUAGUUCGUCCGCAAUCUCCCGUUCCCAAUCCACCGGAUCACUUCAUCAAAACAAAUCGACGAAAGGAGCAGCAAAAUCUACCACAACAGGCUCCCAUGAUCAGCCCCGAUCGAAAAGUCAAUUAAGCACAAAAAUCGAGGGUGGUCUUGCACAAAAGCCAAAUAAAAAUUUUGGGCGAUGCUCCUGUAGUAGUGGGAGUAAAAGUCGUGGAAGCUCCAGUGAUUCAAACGUUCCAAAUAAAGCAAACGGUGGUACAGGAAGACAAGCUCAGCUGAAGCCCAUUCCGGGGCAACAUGCUCAGAAACCAAAGCAGCUACAGUCGAAUGUCAACCAGCAAAUUAAUUCACAGGAGAAAAACAAGUCAGGAUCAAAAAAGAACCAGUCCGCAAGCAGUGGUGGCCCUGGUGGAGGAAGCGGUGGACGAAGAAGUGGUAAAGCUGACAUCGUUAGUAAUAGCACAGAAGCUCACUUAUCCAACGUGAGGAAAGUAACAAACGAGAAAACUGUAGAUGAAUUCACCAAUAGGAACGUAAGACAGUCAUCUCUGAAACAAACUGUCAGUAGUAGAACGAAGUUAAGCCAAACGGAAAGAAAAUUUGAUAAAACAACAAUUGUAUCGCGUUCCAUCGGAUCAAAUCGAUCUCACGAGUGGACCUCCACCUCUACAUCGGAUUCAACCGAGACAACAGAGACCUCAUUCACCUCAACGGAUUCCUCACUAUUGAAUGAGGAUCUUCACGGUGGACGUCUACUAUCGGCAGAAUCCCUACGGGCACGACGUGCUGCCCGGGACCAAGAUGAAACCACAGAAUCCACCGAGUCAGACUUUGAUUCCGGUCCGUCUCCGGUCCGUGGCUAUCGACCGCAAGUCAUGAAUGGUCCGUGUAGGGUACAAGUUGCACCAAUCAAAGCCAAUGGUACCGUUAUGCGAUCCAAUACACUUGAGGGUUUCUCCGGUUGUACCAAAAUGGUCACCAAGUAUCAGACUAUGAGAAGAACCAACGUGAUUGGCUAUUCCACAUGGGGAUCCAAAUAUUCAGAAGAAGAGAAAAAUAAACCAAAUAUCCCUCGUCGAACACUGUGGAGACAGGCAAAUCAAUGGCUGACGAAAUGUCGAGUGGUGAUUGUCACUCUGGCCCAGGUGUUACGUAUUUUGAGCAAUCGGACAUGCGCCAAGGCACUUGCCGAGUAUCCUUUUGUUCCGUUCAACAUGAUUGGUGAAUAA